Molecule: messenger RNA, 1560 nt
Organism: Patiria miniata (bat star)
Lineage: Eukaryota; Metazoa; Echinodermata; Asteroidea; Valvatida; Asterinidae
Exons: 3
Coding region: 1-1560 (519 amino acids)
Source: RefSeq, a predicted model, not a curated record
AUGAGCCAGGGGAAACGAAUCAGGAACAAAAAGCAUAUGAGCAAGAUUCCGGGAAGCAGAUGCCAUGUGCCAACGGCCAGUACCAAAAACCAAGAAGCCAGAGCCUAUAGCCUUGGGCAAGGGGCCAAGAGGCAGGAAGCAGGAGGUGGAAAAUUAGCUUCGAAACGUACAUCACCGCGAGUGAGCGCUUUGGACAGCGACAGCGUGACAUCGGCUCGGCGCAGAGCGAUACUGAUCCACUGUCUCGGCACCGGAGGUGUAGGGAUUAACCUCCCUACACCUCCGGCUUUCCUUCCAACGCCUGGGGAUCCUGCAAUCCCGUGGACCAGGUGGAAAAUUAGCUUCAAAACGUACAUCACCGCGAGUGCUUUGGACAGCGACAGCGUGACAUCGGCUCGGCGCAGAGCGAUACUGAUCCACUGUCUCGGCACCGAAGGCCAGCGUGUUUUCAGCCAGUUCGAAGACACAGAUACCUACGAUAAAGCUGUGAAAGCUUUGGAGAAAUACUUCGGCCCAAAGAAGGGCGUCAUGAUGGAACGGUAUAAAUUUCGCAAACGGGGACAAGGCAACGAGAACGCCUACUCAUGGAGGAUGACACUGGACAAAGCCACUAAACUGGCUAUCCAAAUCGAAUCAGCACUUACCGAUUCCAAAGCCAUCAGAUCUCCCGCCCCUACUCAACAGCAGACCACUACAGCUACGGCUCAAGUACAAGGUGUUCGCCCAAAGCGUCAACCACAGCGUCGACCCAAGGCUACAAAACCACCCACUACUGCUCGCGGACCAGACUUCCAUUGCUUUAACUGUGGGGACAAAUCACACUCGGCAAAGAGCUCCAAGUGCGGGAAAAAGUGCUCCGCAUGUGGCAAAUUGAACCAUUUUGCCAGCGUCUGCCGCUCAUCGCAACGUGAUAACACUCAUAUUCGCCAUGUGGACAACCCCGACAGUGACGAAUCCAGUAUGGUUUACACAGUUAGCGACCCUACCUACACUGGUUCUGGUAACUUCAAGGACUGUGCACUCAUCAUCGAUGGCAAACCUACACGCCUCCUCAUUGAUCUCGGGGCAAAGGUUUCCAUCCUGAGCGAGGCUACAUACAAGCAGCAUUUCGCACACCACCCGCUAUGUCCAGCAACCUCCACCCUUCACUCAUACUCCGACUCCAAAAUCGAGGUAUGUGGGGUCAUUUCUGUUCCAGUUCAGUACAAGGACAUAACAUUGGAUAACUUCUCCUUUCACGUCGCUAAAGGCAGAAGUCUUAUGGGUGUUGACCUGUUUGACAAGCUCGGCUUCAAGGUGUUCGAUCCUACUGGCACUCCCAUGCACAUGGUGGACAUUGACAAGCAGUACCCCACCAUUUUCAACGGCUUUGGAGAAAUCAAGCAUUUCUGCCACCCAGCUGUCAAACCAGUUUCUCAACGCCUUCGCUGUCUCCCCUUCGUGGUUCACGACCAAGUUUCCACAGAACUUCGCAGACUCGAAUCACAGGGUAUCAUCGAGCGCAUCAACUCUUCUCCCUGGAUCAACUCUUCUCCAUGGAGAAAUUCGCCUCUGCGUUGA